Phragmites australis (common reed) is the source of this 1584-nucleotide messenger RNA. RefSeq names its product myb-related protein 306-like. Lineage: Eukaryota; Viridiplantae; Streptophyta; Magnoliopsida; Poales; Poaceae. The transcript has 3 exons. Gene Ontology annotation, biological process: response to auxin. Bases 310 to 1227 code for a protein of 305 amino acids. The record is from RefSeq and is a predicted model, not a curated record.
GCACAUCUGCGCAUCUGUGCGCAUGUCCAUGUAACACAUGUCGCAUCGAAGUUGAAUUAUAAGCUCAGCAUUCUACCCGGGUCAAACUGUUUCCAGUGCCACCACUGCCACUGCACUACUAGCUCACUUCCUCAUCUUCCUCCUCUCGCCAUCGCUUGUGCCGUGCGUGUAUAUAUAUGCAUCCCGCCCCCACCCCUUUUACCUCCUCAUCUGUUUGGACCCCGGCAGUGUGAUCGUUGCUUUUAUCUUUUAGAAAGCUCACCAUCCCCUGCGAGUAGCUGCCGGAGGGAAGGAGGAGGAUUCGGCGGCAUGGGGAGGCCGCCGUGCUGCGACAAGGUGAGCGUGAAGAAGGGGCCGUGGACGCCGGAGGAGGACCUCAUGCUCGUCUCCUACGUCCAGGAGCACGGCCCCGGGAACUGGCGCGCCGUGCCAACCAACGCCGGGCUGAUGCGGUGCAGCAAGAGCUGCCGGCUGCGGUGGACCAAUUACCUCCGGCCGGGGAUCAAGCGCGGCAACUUCACCGAGCAGGAGGAGAAGCUCAUCGUGCACCUCCAGGCCCUUCUCGGCAACAGGUGGGCAGCGAUAGCGUCCUACUUACCUGAGAGGACGGAUAACGACAUCAAGAACUACUGGAACACGCACCUCAAGAAGAAGCUCAAGAAGAUGCAGGCCGGCGAAGGCGGCGGAGGAGACGACGGCGUUGGUCCAUCAGAGGGCGGCGGCGGCUGCGAAAAGCUGCCGACCGUCCCCAAGGGGCAGUGGGAGCGGCGGCUGCAGACGGACAUCCACACGGCGCGGCAGGCGCUGCGCGACGCGCUCUCGCUCGAGCCCUCGCCGCUGCCGACGCCUCCAGGGUCAGCGACGUACGCGUCCAGCGCCGAGAACAUCGCGCGGCUGCUGGAGGGGUGGCUGCGCCCAAGCGGCAGAGGCGGGGGCAAGGGGCCGGAGGCGUCGGGGUCGACGUCCACGACGGCGACGACGCAGCAGCAGCCACAACGCUCCGGGGAGGGCGCGGCGUCCGCGUCGGCCAGCCACAGCGCGGCGGCCGCUCAGACCCCCGAGUGCUCGACGGAGACGAGCAAGAUGGCCGGCGCAACCUGCGGCGCCGGCGCCGCGCCGGCGUUCUCGAUGCUGGAGAGCUGGCUUCUGGACGAUGGCAUGGGGCACGGCGAGGUGGGGCUCAUGGCCGACGUGGUGCCAUUAAGGGACCCCAGUGAGUUCUUCUAAUUAAGGCCGCUGUAAAAGUACAACCAAAAGGAAAUUACUCCAGUAGUACAGGUGCAAGAACAAAAAGAAGAAAGUCACCGAGUUAGUCAAUUAGUUAAGAACAAAUUAAACAAACUAAAUUUCUUUUGAGCUCUCGGUGAUUUAGAUCGAGUCUGGUGUCCAUCUAGUUUGUUUAAUCCCCUUCUUUUAGAUCGUUUUUUAUGUUGUUUCUCAGAUGUUAGGGUUUGGAACUGAUCAUGUAAGUUUAUAUAUACUAAUUACAGGUUCCUAAAUGGACCAUGCAUGAGGGUGGGAGAAAGAAAGAUGUGUACAUCUUAAAAUGUGACCAUGUUAUAGAUGAUUAACUAUGUUACUUCA